Jaminaea rosea is the source of this 1272-nucleotide messenger RNA. RefSeq lists its product as hypothetical. The transcript is spliced from 2 exons. The coding region runs from base 46 to 1209 and encodes 387 amino acids. The record is from RefSeq and is a predicted model, not a curated record. NCBI's taxonomy places the organism in Eukaryota, Fungi, Basidiomycota, Exobasidiomycetes, Microstromatales. Gene Ontology annotation, molecular function: nucleic acid binding; transcription coregulator activity. Gene Ontology annotation, biological process: regulation of transcription by RNA polymerase II. Gene Ontology annotation, cellular component: mediator complex.
CACCCUCGUUCUCACUUCCACUUCCACCUCGUACUCGCUGCCAGCAUGGGUCUCGCUGGUCCCAAGCGCAAGCAACGUCUAGUCGGUGCCGCAUCUUCACGCAAUGCCAACUGGAUAGGCGACGCCACUUUGCCUGGCCAAAGGCUCCUCUCCCAGAUGGGCUGGCAGGAGGGCCAACAUCUGGGCACCGAAGCCUCCAAUGGCAGGACAGAGGCGGUGAAAGCCAUGUUUAAGAUGGACAACAAGGGGAUUGGAAGCCAUCGCGCUGAGAAGGAGGCUAGAGCAAAGGGUUUGCCUGGCCCAGGGAUGGACAGGUGGAUUGGCGGUGGGGGCGAGUUGGGCGGAUUGUUUGACAGGCUGAAUGCUGGCGCUAGUACAAGUGCAAGUCCCGUCCCAGAGGCAAUUGUCGCCGUUGAGACGGCGCCCUCAGCAGGGGAGAAGAAGGAGCGCAAGAGCAAGAAGGACAAGAAGAGGAAGCGCGAUGAAAGGGCAGCCACUUCGUCCAGCUCAUCGAGCGAGGAUGAAGACGAGACGCCAAAGAAGGCAAAGAAGUCCAAGUCCUCUGGUGACGACGGCGAGCGCAAGGCCAAGAAGGAGCGCAAGCGCGCAGAAAAGGAGGAGAAACGUGCAAGAAAAGAGGCAAAGAAGAGAGCAAAGGCAGAGGCGCUAGAAGAGGUCAAGGCGGCUCCUACACCGGCGGUGAUACGCAAUGCCUCACGAGCCAAGUAUCUUCGGGCCAAGUCUCAACUCCGAGGCGACAUGAUCAGCAUGAACGAGAUUCUCGGCAUCUCAGCAAGUAAUAGCCCCGCAGCUUCACCAUCCCCAGCGCCGAUAGCAUCCCCAGCCGCAGAUAGCCCGGCGCUUACUCCGGUCGUGGAGCCCACUGACGAGGCAUUGUCCGCCAGGAAGGAGGAAAAGAAGAAGGCCAAAGAGGCGGACAAGGCUGCAGCGAAAGAGGAGAAGCGUGUGGCAAGGAAGGCGGCCAAGGAAACGAACAAGAAAGCCUCUAAAACAGCUGCUGAGGGUGAUGCCGAAGCAAAGCAACCUGCACCAUCAUUCAACACCGUCUCCUCCCUCUCGGUGCACGAGUACCUCACUCGCCGCCUCAUGCUGCGCAAAGCUCAGGUCGCACGGGCGAAGAAGGCGGAUCAGGAGGCGGUCUGGGGCCGCUUGAAUGGAGGGCAGGGAGUCGGAGUGAUGGUAGAGUGAUGCAAUGAAGUCAAAGUGUAUUAUCUGGCGGACUUGUCACGGAAAAGCAUUUGCAUAGCCUUC